Molecule: messenger RNA, 2567 nt
Organism: Penicillium cinerascens
Lineage: Eukaryota; Fungi; Ascomycota; Eurotiomycetes; Eurotiales; Aspergillaceae
Gene: spb1
Product: rRNA methyltransferase spb1
Exons: 4
Coding region: 67-2499 (810 amino acids)
Biological process (GO): maturation of LSU-rRNA from tricistronic rRNA transcript (SSU-rRNA, 5.8S rRNA, LSU-rRNA); maturation of 5.8S rRNA from tricistronic rRNA transcript (SSU-rRNA, 5.8S rRNA, LSU-rRNA); rRNA methylation
Cellular component (GO): nucleus; preribosome, large subunit precursor; nucleolus
Molecular function (GO): rRNA (guanine) methyltransferase activity; rRNA (uridine-2'-O-ribose)-methyltransferase activity
Source: RefSeq, a predicted model, not a curated record
CACUCAUUUUUUCCCCUCUUGCAUUCAGGGCAAUAAGGUCUUUGAAAAGACCGCCCGUGAUUCAAAAUGGCGAUCCAGAAAAAGCACGGAAAAGGUCGUUUGGAUAAAUGGUAUCGGCUUGCGAAGGAGAAGGGCUACCGAGCCCGUGCUGCUUUCAAGUUGAUUCAGCUGAAUAAGAAGUAUGGGUUCUUGGAGAAGAGCAAAGUUCUUCUUGACCUAUGUGCGGCACCUGGUUCAUGGUGUCAAGUCGCUGCGGAAUGCAUGCCCGCGCAGAGUCUCAUUAUCGGUGUCGAUCUCGCCCCGAUUAAACCCAUCCCUCGAGCAAUUACUUUCCAGAGCGACAUCACUACCGAGAAGUGUCGUGCUACAAUUCGAGGCCACCUCAAACACUGGAAGGCUGACACCGUUCUUCACGAUGGUGCGCCCAAUGUCGGUACAGCCUGGGUUCAGGAUGCCUUCUCGCAAGCAGAACUGGUCCUUCAGUCUCUGAAGCUGGCAACGGAGUUCUUGGCGGAGGGUGGAAAUUUCGUCACAAAGGUCUUCCGGUCUAAGGAUUACAACCCUCUUCUGUGGGUGUUCAAGCAGCUGUUCACAUCCGUGGAGGCGACCAAGCCCCCUUCGUCGCGCAAUGUGUCUGCCGAAAUUUUCGUCGUCUGCCGUGGAUUUAAGGCCCCCAAGCGCCUCGACCCGAAAUUCCUCGACCCCAAGCAUGUCUUUGCUGAACUUUCAGCACCCACUCCCAACAAUGAAGCGAAGGUUUUCAACCCAGAGAAGAAGAAGCGCAAGCGUGAAGGUUACGAGGAGGGAGACUAUACCCAAUUCAAGGAAAUCCCGGUGUCCGAAUUCAUCAAUACUACAGACCCCAUCGCCAUUCUGGGUCAAUACAAUAAACUCAGUUUCGUGGAACCACCCAGUGGAGACCUCGCUUUGUCCACAGUGAACCGACUUGAGGAAACUACGGACGAGAUCAAAACCUGCUGCGAGGAUCUGAAGAUUCUUGGUAAGAAGGAAUUCCGCAACUUGCUGCGAUGGCGCCUGAGGGUUCGCGAGAAGUUCGGCCUCGUCGUGAAGAAAAAGCAGGACCAGGACCAGGAAGAGUCCGAGGAAGUGGCCGAGAUUGCCCCGAUGGAUGAGGAAUUGGCGAUUCAGGAACAGCUGCUGAAGAUGCGCGAGAAGGAAAGCACCCGUGACAAGAAAGAGCGCCGCAAGGAGAACGAGAAGAAGCGAAAGGAGAUUGUCCGCAUGCAGAUGCAUAUGACCACCCCCAUGGAUAUCGGCAUGGAGCAGCAUGGACCCGGAGGCGACGAUACCACAUUCUCUCUUAAACGGGUGGAUCGGGCAAAUGCUAGAGAUGCGGUUGUAAACGCCCGUGAUCUGCCAGCUGAGAGCGACAACGAGUCUGAGUCUGAGUCCGAGUCAGAAGAUGACGACGAGGAUGGCGAUCGCCUGGAGCGGGAACUCGACUCCAUGUACGAGCAUUACCAAGAGCGCAUGGAGGACAGGGACUCAAAACUGCGCGCAAAGAAGGCUCGUAAGGAAUACGAGUCCGAGGCAUGGGAGGGUUUCUCCGACGAGAACAAGAGCGAUGAUGAGGACGAAGAGGAUGAGGAUUCCAAGACUGCCGCUUCUGCAGUCCGGGCACCUCAGUCUGGUAGCCUCUCCAACAACGCUGCUAUGUUCUUCGACCAAGAUAUCUUCCAAGGGGUAGACGAAGACGAGGAGGAGGAUGAGGACGAUGAUGAGGAAGAGGAAGAAGACGAGGAUGAGGACGAGGAGGAAGACAGCGACAUCGAGAUGGAUGAAGAAGAGGUUCCCGCUCCUACGCCGAAGCAAAAGAACAAGAAGGAGAACAAGAAAGAAGCAAAGAAGCAGGAGUCGGAAUGGGUUGACUCUGACGAAGAGCCCGAGGAGCAAGACCCUCGAAAGCCCAACGGCCAGCUUGACAUCGAUAUCAUCACCGCGGAGGCCAUGGCUUUGGCUCAGCAGAUGGCUAGUGGCGAGAAGAAAACCUCAGACGUUGUUGACGAUGGCUGGAACCGCUAUUCGUUCCGUGACGUGGAUGGCAUGCCGGAUUGGUUCAUGGAUGACGAGAACCAGCACAGCAAGAUCCAGCGCCCGAUCACCAAGGCCGCCGCGGCUGCCAUCAAGGAGAAGAUGCGUGCUAUCAAUGCCCGUCCGAUCAAGAAGGUGAUGGAGGCCAAGGGCCGCAAGAAGUUCAAGGCGGCACAGAAGCUGGAGAAGCUGCGCAAGAAGUCUGCUCUGCUGGCCGAUGACGAGGCACUCAGUGAGCGGGACAAGUCCCAGGCCAUCACCAAGCUGAUGAGUAAGGCUACGAAGAAGAAGCCCAAGCAGCAAGUCAAGCUGGUGGUUGCCCGGGGUGCCAACCGUGGUAUCUCCGGUCGUCCCAAGGGUGUCAAGGGCAAGUACAAGAUUGUGGAUUCGCGUAUGAAGAAGGAUAUCCGGGCCCAGAAGAGACUGGCGAAGAAGAAAAAGGCGUAAAUGUACCAUUGUGGAUAGAGAGCAUUACAUAGUCAAUCGAGGGAGAUACCCACGCUACUAAAAGCCAA